AUAAUUUGCCAUCGUCCCUUUUUGAUUUCGGUGCCUUGCUGUGAUACUUUUAAACCCCGCCGCUGACGUGCAGCUGUGUCAGGAGGGGCAUUUAACUUUGAUCAUUAGUCAUUCCCAUCAAAGGCACCGGCAGCGUAACUUCAACAAGUCCGCAUCGGCUCACACCAAAUAAAAGUCGACUAUGGUGGAGAUCUUCUCAAGUUAAAUCGAGAGCCUAAACCGACGUGCAGCUGAAGGAUUAUUGUUCUUUCUUCUCUCCUUUUCUCUGUUUAGAUCUGGUAUUUUCCCCUGAUAACAUGGGCGGAGUGUGUUUAUGCUAUUCGUGCACUUGCAGACCAGUGUGGCCAGUUUUCAUUAUUCUGGCUGCAGUGCCCUGUAUGUUGCACUGCUUAGAGAGUCCUGCAGCAGUAGUUGGAAAAAUGUACCCAAGAGGCAAUCACUGGGCAGUAGGUCAUUUGAUGGGAAAGAAGAGUAUUGAGAGCCCGCCUGAGCUGCAGGAGGCAAACCCCGACUACCUCACACCCUCAGAAACAGCCAGGCUCACGGGGCUGGACCGAUACGAGCACCUGAUGGAGGCUGUGAUGCAACCAAAGAACCAGAGACAGGCGCCGCCACAAACUGCAAACAGGCUGCACCGGCUCCACAGCAGCUGGAGACAAGAGGACAGAGGGAAGUAUCCGAGAGAGAUGUCAGACCGUGUCCUUCUGGCUUUGAAACUGCAAGACAGUGACUCCAUCUGAAUGCAAGACCAAGUUCUGUUUGUCAUCAUUUUUGGGUGCUCUGUAAUCACAUAUCCACAUAAUAUGUAUAUAUAUUUUUUUUUCUCUGCUGUAAGAACCAAACAUUAGUUUAUCAGUCAAGUUUCUCUAUCGUGUGGCAUUUUGAUGGCUGAAGGUUGUGAUCCAUGAGCUGAGAACCUGUAAUAAAUUCAACAUUGUCAUAACUGCA
Mugil cephalus (flathead mullet) is the source of this 948-nucleotide messenger RNA. RefSeq names its product gastrin-releasing peptide. Gene Ontology annotation, molecular function: neuropeptide hormone activity. The record is from RefSeq and is a predicted model, not a curated record. NCBI's taxonomy places the organism in Eukaryota, Metazoa, Chordata, Actinopteri, Mugiliformes, Mugilidae. Gene Ontology annotation, biological process: neuropeptide signaling pathway. Bases 297 to 740 code for a protein of 147 amino acids. The transcript is spliced from 3 exons.